AUGGCGGCUGCUGUCACCGCAGCCCCAGGCUCACGACCACGACCCCCCCGGCCUCCUGCGGCUUUCCCCCUGAGCAGACCCUCAGUUCCCCUCCCCCCGCCCCCCGCCGCCCCCUCCUCUGCUGCCCCGACGGCGCCUACAACGCCAAAACCGAGCCCGGGCCGCGCUGCAGCGGCGGGGGAGGCCGCGGGCGCCGGAGGAGGCCGAGCUAGGCACCGCUCCUCACGGAACGCCGGCGGAAGCGACACAGAGGGACCCGGCGGAGGGGAGAGCCGGGGCCCGGCCCAGAGCGGCUCCCCUCCCGGCGAGGCGGCGGCGGGGCUGAAGGGGCAGGCCGCGCCGCCCCCGCCCCCCGCCGCCGCCGCCGGGCCCAGCGGGACACCGGGCACCGGGGAGAGCGGCCUGCCCGGCACACGGGCGGGCGGCGGGUCGGGGAGCCCCCAGCCCGCCAGGAAGGGCCGCCUGAGCCCGUCCGGGGAGAGCCUGGAGCUGAAGGACAUCUUCAUCGCCGUGAAGACCACGAGGAAGUACCACCGGAGCCGGCUGGACCUGCUGCUCCAGACCUGGAUCUCCCAGGCGAGGGGACAGACGUUUAUAUUCACAGACUGGGAGGAUCGGGAGCUGCGCCUGAAAGCGGGGGAUCAUAUGAUCAACACCAACUGUUCUGCUGUCCAUACCCGGCAAGCUCUCUGCUGCAAGAUGUCUGUGGAAUAUGAUAAAUUCCUGGAAUCUGGGCAAAAGUGGUUUUGCCACGUGGACGAUGACAACUAUGUGAACCCUCGGACUCUCCUGCAUCUCUUAUCUGCUUUCUCACACAGCCAGGAUGUCUACGUGGGGCGGCCGAGCCUGGACCACCCCAUUGAAGCAGCCGACCACGUCCAAAGCGAUGGAUCAAAGACAACCGUGAAAUUCUGGUUUGCCACAGGUGGAGCAGGGUUCUGUAUCAGCAGAGGUCUUGCCCUGAAGAUGAGUCCUUGGGCCAGCCUGGGUAACUUCAUCAGUACGGCAGAGAGAGUGCGUCUUCCUGACGACUGCACCAUCGGCUACAUCAUCGAGGGGCUGCUGGAGGUAAAGCUGCUGCACAGCCCCUUGUUCCAUUCCCACCUGGAAAAUCUGCAGAGGCUACAGGGAGAGUCUGUGCUGCAGCAGGUAACCCUAAGUUAUGGGGACCCUGAGAACAAACACAAUGUUGUGAGUGUGGGAGGAGUGUUUGGCCUUCAGCAAGAUCCAACCCGAUUUAAAUCUGUCCAUUGUCUGCUCUAUCCUGACACUAUUUGGUGCCCUGCUAAGAAGAUGUCAUAAUCCUUCACCGGUUGUUGACAACUGUAUCUUACCUACUUUGCAUAAGAUGGGAGUUGUGGUGGACUUUUGGGGGCUUUGGGUUGUGUUUUUUUUUUUCUUCUUCUGGGAGACAACCAGAGGUACCUACAAAGGAGGUAAACAGACUCUGUGUACAAAGGCAAGGUGGGGUGGGGUGUUCAGCUGCAGCCUGGGCCCAUCCCAAGAAGAACCCUCCUCCUUUUGUCCAGUGGCUCUUAGUGUAAUGACCUCAGUCCUGUGCCUACGAGUCACUUUACGCUUUUGUCUGAUGCCGGGUGGAUCUCUGCUGGGACACAUCCCAGGAAAGUGCAGGACUUGGUCUGACAGCAUUCUUACUGCUGUUGGGGGCUUUCAGAGGCCACUGUCUUGAAGCUGGAGAGCUAGAGCAGACUGUAGUCCCCAUGGUGACAAGAGAGGGGAAGUUAUUGCUCACUUUUCUUGGGAACAGAAUUAUCGAGGCGCUUCUGUGGCCUGUCCUACUAAAACUCCACCUGUGGGCUGGAACAGGGUCUGUUUGUUCACACCAGAAAUCCUGGAAUCACCAGGGUAAACAAGGCUUGAAAGCCUUUGUCAUGGGAAAGCCCCGUGUAAGAGUUUGUUACGGCACACGUUCUCCCCUGUGGCCCGUGUACCUCCCAUGGAGGUGAUUGCCAGACUCGGCUCUCUUAGCAGCUGAAUUGCAGUAGUUGUUGAUUUUGGAUGGUGGUCUGCCAGGUCCAAGACUAUCCCCUUGAUAUUUGAUACUGAAGAAAUAUCUGCCAAGAGUAGAUGGGAAUGGUUUCUCCGGCUCUGCCCACAGCGGGGUCGGAUGGGCCAGAGCAUGUUCAUUGGCUGAUGGAACACGCCCUGCGUCUGAAGUUGUGUGUGAUCUGCUGCUGUGGAGGGAGGAGGAAUGCUAGAUAGCUGUGAUGCCCUGAGGAAACUUUGAUGGUAUCACUUGAGGACCUUUAAUUGUAUGACUGUGGUUACUCCACUCCAGCUUCUGCAGAUAAUCUUUUGAUUACCUUAAGCUCAAGAUCAGUGUUUAUUUUUACUCUACUUCUUAAUGUUUCAAUAAAUAGUUCAUGCAAUCACUAAAAGGAGGCUGCACACUCGCACAAAGGCAGAAGUUCAAUGCUGUAGCAGUGUCACUGGCUGCUGCUUUUUAAGUAAAGUAAGCUUAGUUUUGACAAUGGAAGAAAUGGGGCUCCAUGUGUUAACUUUUCUGUUUCCCCAAACUUUAGCCAUGUGCAACCCUUGCCUGACAUGAAGAACAGCACAAAAAAUGACUUUGCAAAACCACUGUUUACUCUCACAGAAAAUACAUGCUGGUUUAGUGCUAGUGUCUGAGGCUGAAUUAAGGGGAGAAUAAUAGAAUGGCAUUGUAUAACCUGGAUCUACGAUUAAGGGCUAGAAUGCGGACCCAGCAAAAGUUUCAGGUUUCUAAACAGCUGUGCUGAGCUGGACGGUGGAAUUCAGCUAACUGCUUAGCAUUCUGAUGUUUGAAAAGUGGUAUAAUGUGGGCAAACGCCUGCAGGGUAUUCGAGUAUGAGACUUUGCAGAGGCAUCAGCCUCCUGAAGUCUAUUUUUAACACAAACCUUUCGGCGCUUACCUGUGUACAUUGUCCUCUCUGUGUGAUUUUAGUUAAUUCCACGGGGGAGCAAAUAAGCUGGUGCUACUUGCUACAGUCCUGCAGCUUGUUCUUAAAUUCCUCCUUUCCUUCAUGUCCACUGAGGUGACCCAGAGGUACGGGAAUAAGAAUGCUGUAGGGAAUGGGGGUCAGAUUCCAGUUAUGGCUACUCCGUAACGGGUACACCCGUAACACUAACGGCCCCGUACAGGAAACAGAGAGGGACCUGUGGAAUAGUAGGUUGUGGUACGUUCUACCUCUUCAUUAGGUCUUCUGCUCACUAGAAUCGGGGCAUCCUAUGGUUUAAUGAUUUGUCAUUCGUAGCUCUGAAGAUUCCUGGUAUCUACAUAAAUACCUUUUUGUUUUUUAAAAAAAAACACUUACUAGGUUCUUGUUUUCAACUUCCUGUAAGAGCUGUGAAGCUGCACAAGCUCUUGAUGAGGUUUUUGUCUUCGAACACUGAUUCUGAACUCUUCUGUGGGAGCUUUUCUUCCUCUUCCACUGGUGGAAAAGCCUCUUGUACGGAGCAGGCAGUGAUUAUGUGGGAAAUUGUGGUUCCUAUGGAUGGCAGCAAAGCUGGCUGGAGUCACUGCUGCCCCCGAGCCCCAUGUGCCAGAGAGGCAGCCUCCUCUGAGCUGGUUCGGGUGUUUAUCAAGGGGAAAAGGACCACGUUCUGCCCCGAGGCAAUACAGGACCCUCCAAUGCCUUCGAGCUUCUCUUAAGGUCUCUUGUGUUGGCGACACGGUAGGCCGGGUGGAUAUAUCGGGAUGCAGCUUUUUAAUCAAACUACUGUCUCAUACGUAAAGUGAUUCUACAAAAUAAAUAUUUAAAUAUGUCAAA
Messenger RNA from Calidris pugnax (ruff), 3770 nucleotides. It is a transcript of the gene RFNG, whose product is annotated as RFNG O-fucosylpeptide 3-beta-N-acetylglucosaminyltransferase. The record is from RefSeq and is a predicted model, not a curated record. Gene Ontology annotation, biological process: regulation of Notch signaling pathway. Gene Ontology annotation, molecular function: O-fucosylpeptide 3-beta-N-acetylglucosaminyltransferase activity. Bases 1 to 1302 code for a protein of 433 amino acids. Gene Ontology annotation, cellular component: membrane. The transcript is spliced from 9 exons. NCBI's taxonomy places the organism in Eukaryota, Metazoa, Chordata, Aves, Charadriiformes, Scolopacidae.